GUGUGUGAAUGCGGGCGGCUGGAUGGGCUCCAUGUGUCUGCUGCACGCCUCUCUCACAGAGUAUGUGCUGCUGUUCGGGACGGCCGUGGACACGGGCGGACAUUCAGGUCGUUACUGGGCAGAAAUAUCAGACACCAUCAUUUCUGGAACGUUCAGGCAAUGGAAAGAAGGAAGCACUAAAAGCGAGACUUACUAUCCAGGAGACACUAUCGUGCAUGCGGUGGGAGAGGCCACGUCAGUGCAGUGGAGCGCCGGGACAUGGAUGGUGGAGUACGGCCGAGGAUUCAUUCCCUCCACGCUGGGCUUCUCUCUGGCCGACACCGUCUUCAGCACCCAGGACUUUCUAACACUGUUUUAUACUGUACGUGUUUAUGUGAAGAGUAUGAUCCUGGAGGCCAGCACUUUCCUCACUGACUCCGGCGUCCUCUGAAACACACACGUCGCUGUGUUAUUCUGAUAACUGCCCACAACAUCAGCUGGUCGUUUGCUAAUGGAGAGCCGACGACUUGUUGAACUGGAUGUAUGGAAAGCACUUAAUGUACUUACUUUUAGUUUCAUUUUCCGUACUGUACAAAGAGUUGAUCAAAUGUCUUUUCUAAAGGUGAAACACAUUUUUGGUCAACACACUGUUUGGGUAGAUACCAAGCUCGAUACUGUCCAGAAACGCUUAUUACGAGGUAUGGAUAAAACAAUCAAAAGGUAGCUUUCUGUAUUUCCAGAUCACACUCUGCACCUUUAAUAUACUGUGAAUAUUAAUUGUUGCUUUAUUUUUCAUAAGAUACAUUGUUCAAAUCUGUCUCCUGUUCAGCCUGCAGUCGCUCCAGAAUAAACCUAUUAAUUAGUAUUGUU
Sinocyclocheilus anshuiensis is the source of this 849-nucleotide messenger RNA. Its product is annotated as sigma non-opioid intracellular receptor 1-like. The record is from RefSeq and is a predicted model, not a curated record. The coding region runs from base 23 to 430 and encodes 135 amino acids. Gene Ontology annotation, cellular component: endoplasmic reticulum. Lineage: Eukaryota; Metazoa; Chordata; Actinopteri; Cypriniformes; Cyprinidae. The transcript is spliced from 3 exons.